Capsella rubella is the source of this 1260-nucleotide messenger RNA. RefSeq lists its product as uncharacterized. Lineage: Eukaryota; Viridiplantae; Streptophyta; Magnoliopsida; Brassicales; Brassicaceae. The transcript is spliced from 3 exons. The record is from RefSeq and is a predicted model, not a curated record. Gene Ontology annotation, biological process: protein N-linked glycosylation. Gene Ontology annotation, molecular function: alpha-(1->6)-fucosyltransferase activity.
AUGUACCAAACGCUAUACAUUUGGAGAAUUGUGAGGAGAUGUCACGAGUUAGGGAGCGUUUAGAUAAACGUAUAGCUAAUCAGACGUUUCCUACUUGGUGGAGGAGACGAAGAGAACUAUCCGUUAACUAGAAGAGUUCAAAGUGAUUUAUGGAUUCAUCAGCAUCAUUCGGACUGCGAAAACACGAAACUCAAGUUCCUUGUAGCUGAUUGGGAAACACUUCAUAUUUAUGGAUCCGGAGCCCAGAUCACUGAAAUGACCGGACUGCUUGCAAUUGCUAUAAACGAAAACCGCAUUCUUGUUGCAAACUACUAUAACCGAGCAGAUCAUAAUGGUUGCAAAGGUUCUUCUCGUGGAAGCUGGUCUUGCUAUUUUCUACCGGAAACGUCAGAAGAGUGUCGAAAACGUGCGUUUGCGGUUGUGAGGGAUAAAGAAGCUUGGGAGAGUGGGAUUGUUACGAGUAAACAAAACUACAGCUCAAAGUUGAUAUGGGCUGGACCUAUACCAAAGCUAUGGGGUAAGCCUUGGAGUUAUAUGAAACCUACUACAGAAAUAAACGGAAGUUUAAUCUCCACUCACCGAAAAAUGGAUCGGAGAUGGUGGAGAGCACAGGCUGUGAGAUACUUGAUGAGAUUUCAAACGGAAUACACGUGCAAUUUAAUGAACAUUGCUCGAAACACCGCAUUUGGAAAAGAGGCUGCUGAGAUUGUUUUAUCAGGUAGAGAUUGGAGAAAAAACAAGAAGAGGAAGAUUAGGACAGAGAUUGAGGAACAAGUAUGGUCGAAUCACAAACCGUGGAUUCCAAGGCCAAUACUUAGCGUUCAUGUUCGGAUGGGAGACAAAGCGCGCGAAAUGAGAGUCGCGGCUUUAGAAGAGUAUAUGCGUUUGGCUGAUCGGAUAAAGGAUCGGUUUCCGGAUCUUAAGAGAAUAUGGCUGUCUACGGAGAUGAAGGAAGUUGUGGACAGAAGUAAAGGUUAUGGGCGUUGGAGAUUUUAUUACACGGAAGUUGCGAGACAAGUUGGUAAUAAGUCGAUGGCUGAGUAUGAAGCGAGCCUUGGGAGAGAGAUAAGUACGAACUAUCCUCUUGUUAACUUCUUAAUGGCAUCGGAAGCUGACUUCUAUGUCGGAGCAUUGGGUUCCACUUGGUGUUUCCUUAUUGACGGUAUGAGGAAUACUGGUGGCAAAGUCAUGUCUGGUUAUCUAAGUGUCAAUAAAGAUCGGUUUUGGUGAGUUCUCAAAAGUUUCACCAUUAGAUGUUAC